AUGCCUUUCAUUAAUAAAAAAUACUUAUCAGCCAUUCCAGGGCUCGUGGAUUUCGGCCUCGGUCGACCAAACGAAAAUAAUCCAUAUGGGUUGUCAGUGGCCGAGAUACGAAGAAAAGGCUGGUUCUUACUCUUCCUCGCGAGCGAAACCUACACCUUUGCCAUUGUAUUCUGCAAGUUUGCCAUCUUGGCAUUUUACUGGCGGAUAUUCAAAUACACCAGCAUCCGAAUCGCCAUCCAAGUUCUCUCCGUCGUGACCAUGGCCUGGUUCCUCCUUCGCGUGUUCAUGGUCAGCUUCCAGUGCGUUCCAAUCCAAGCGCUAUGGGACCCGUCGAUCAAGAAUGGGAGAUGCACCAUUAAGAAGCCGACUCUCUUCUUCUCCACAGGACUGACGCAUCUCUUGAUUGAACUAGUCUUGCUCAUUCUUCCGGCAACCGAACUGCGAAAACUCCAUCUCCCUCUGGGCCAAAAGAUUGCUGUUAUAUUACUCUUCAUGACCGGGAUAUUAACUUGCAUCGCAUCUAUUUUCGUAGCUAUCACGGCAAUGCAGUUUGACCAGAACACGCAGGAGUUGGGGCUUGACUUGGCCAAGCACAUGACUUGGCGCGUGGCUGAGGUUAACUUGGCUGGCGUCUCCAGUAUGUAUACUCGAUUUGCGAUCCUUCUCUGGCCGACUGGUAUAAUACCAUUCCUACUGUUUUCUAAUAUAAUGCCCGCAGCUUCAUUGCCAUUGAUUCUGCCCAUCAUCCGCAAAAUCGUCCCCGGACGGUUCCUCAACUCACAUAGCGAGCGGCCACCUCUCCAAGCCAUUAAUAUCGAGAGAAGUAGGGGGAGGCUCACGUCGAUCAUUAAGAAAAGGAUACACAACGCAGAGGGAGCAAGCUCGCGAAAUGAGCUUGCCAACUUGGAUAGCAACAAGGGGAGUGCUCCUCUAAGCAUCGCCGAGCCGUGUUUGAUUGCUAGCUGCCAUAACAACCACUGA
This is a messenger RNA of Clonostachys byssicola, 981 nucleotides long. Lineage: Eukaryota; Fungi; Ascomycota; Sordariomycetes; Hypocreales; Bionectriaceae. The record is from the annotation of a GenBank genome assembly.